Molecule: messenger RNA, 3270 nt
Organism: Melospiza georgiana
Lineage: Eukaryota; Metazoa; Chordata; Aves; Passeriformes; Passerellidae
Gene: EPHA2
Product: EPH receptor A2
Exons: 16
Coding region: 509-3247 (912 amino acids)
Biological process (GO): cell surface receptor protein tyrosine kinase signaling pathway; protein phosphorylation; axon guidance
Cellular component (GO): plasma membrane; neuron projection
Molecular function (GO): protein binding; ATP binding; transmembrane-ephrin receptor activity
Source: RefSeq, a predicted model, not a curated record
GGACAUCUGUGGCUCUUGGGGACGUCUAUGGAAAUGGGGUGGAUCCGUGGGUCCUGGGGGUAUCCAGGAGUCUUGAGGACAUCCAUGGAACCUCCUGGCUGGCAUCUGUGGGUUCCAGGGAUGUCUGUGAGUGCCCAGGACAUCCAGGGAUCCUGGUGGGAUGUCUGUGGGUCCUGAUGGCAUCCACAGGCCCCAGGGAUAUCUGUGGGUGCCCAGGACAUCCAUGAAUUUUGGGGACAUCUGUGGAUCCCAGGAGUGUUUGCACAUCCUGGGGACUUCUAUGGGGUUGUCUGUGGGUCCUGGGGGACCAGCAUCCAAGGGCCAGAGGGGUGUAUUGGUGGCACCUGCAGGUCCUGGUGGCAUCUGCUGACGUCCCUGUCCUCUCUCCUCUCCCACAGUGGUGCUGCUGGACUUCGCCAAGGCACAUGGGGAGCUGGGCUGGCUCACCCAUCCCUAUGGAAAAGGGUGGGACCAGCUGCAGAACGUCCUCAACGACUCCCUGAUCUACAUGUACUCCGUGUGCAACGUCCUGGAGGGCGAGCAGGAGAACUGGCUCCGCACCAACUGGAUCUACCGCGGCGUGGCCCAGCGCAUCUUCAUCGAGCUGCAGUUCACCGUGCGCGACUGCAACAGCUUCCCCACGGCCGGCGGCGGCUCCUGCAAGGAGACCUUCAACCUCUACUACGCCGAGUCCGACGUGGAUUACGGCACCAACUUCCAGAAGCGCCAGUUCAAGAAGAUCGACACCAUCGCCCCGGACGAGAUCACCGUGCAGGAGGAUUUCGCCGCCCGCAACGUGAAGCUCAACGUGGAGGUGCGCUCGGUGGGGCCGCUGCGCAGGAAGGGUUUCUACCUGGCCUUCCAGGACCUGGGCGCCUGCGUGGCGCUGCUCUCCGUGCGCGUGUACUACAAGCGCUGCCCGGCCGUGGUGCGGGGCAUGGCGCGGUUCCCGGAGACCGUGGCCGGCGCCGACUCGCAGACCUUGGCCGAGGUGCGGGGCUCGUGCGUGGCCGAGGCCGUGGCCGAGCAGGCGCCCGCCCUGCACUGCAACGCCGACGGCGAGUGGCUCGUGCCCAUCGGGGAGUGCCUGUGCCGGGCCGGCUUCCAGAGCCUGGGAGACACCUGCCAAGCUUGUCCCCCUGGCACCUUCAAGGCCGCAGUGUCCUCGGGGGGCUGCCAGCCCUGUCCCUCCAACACCCUGCCUGCCCCAGCUGCUGCCGCCACCUGCCCAUGUGAGGACGGAUUUUUCCGGGCCCCUGAGGAUCCCCCGGAGCAUCCCUGCACCCGUCCCCCCUCACCCCCACAGGCUGUCACAGCCCUGGGGUUGGGGGCCGCGGUGCAGCUGCGCUGGGCCCCCCCGGCCGACCCCGGUGGCCGCGAGGACGUCACCUACAGCGUCAGCUGCGAGCAGUGCUGGCCCGAGAGCGGCGAGUGCCGGCCCUGCGACGGGGGGGUCCGCUUCUCACAGCCCCCCCAGGGGCUCACGGGGACGGAGGUCACUGUCACCGACCUGGAGCCACACGUCAACUACACCUUCACCGUGGAGGCCCGCAACGGGGUGUCCCCCUCCAGCCACCAGCGCAGCGUGGCCAGCGCCACCAUCAGCGUCAACCAGACAGAGCCUCCCCGGGUGACAUCGGUGAGCCUGGAUGGACGGACGGCCACCAGCCUGGUCCUGUCCUGGACGGUGCCACUGCGGCAGCAGAGUCGGGUCUGGAAGUACGAGGUCACCUACAGCAAGAAGGUGGAUGAGAACAGCUACUCAGUGCUGCGCUGCGAGGGCACCUCUGUCACCCUGCCCAAGCUGUCCCCAGGCACCGCCUACGUGGUUCGGGUCCAGGCCCUCACUGCUGAUGGCCACGGGGCCUUCAGCCCCCAGCACGAGUUCGAGACCCUGCCUGAGGGUUCCGAGGCCAUGGCAUCAGCCACUGUCAUCGCUGGCAGCAUCGCUGGUGUUGUCUUUGUCGUCUUCCUCUUGGUCACUCUCCUCUUCAUCCUCCGGCGGAGGAAGAGGUCACGGCCACGCCAAUCUGCUGAGGAUGUCUACUUCUCCAAGUCAGACCAGCUGAAGCCCCUCAAGACCUACGUUGACCCCCACACUUACGAAGACCCCAACCAAGCCAUGCUCAAGUUCACCACCGAGAUCCCUCCAUCCUUCAUCACCCGCCAGAAGGUCAUCGGUGCUGGUGAAUUUGGGGAGGUGUACAAGGGUACCCUGAAGCGUGGCAGGAAGGAGGUGCCAGUGGCCAUCAAGACAUUGAAGGUGGGGUACACGGAGAAGCAGCGCGUGGACUUCCUGAGCGAGGCCACCAUCAUGGGACAGUUCUGCCACCACAACAUCAUCCGCCUCGAGGGCGUUGUCUCCAAGUACAAGCCCUUCAUGAUCAUCACAGAGUACAUGGAGAACGGGGCACUGGAUAAAUUCUUGAGGGAAAAAGAAGGUGAAUUUGGCAUCAUCCAGCUGGUGGGGAUGUUGAGGGGCAUCGCCGCCGGCAUGAAGUACUUGGCCAACAUGAAUUACGUCCAUCGGGACCUGGCUGCCAGGAACAUCCUGGUGAACAGCAACCUGGUGUGCAAAGUGUCCGAUUUCGGGCUCUCGAGGGUGCUGGAAGAUGACCCUGAAGCCACCUACACCACCAGCGGCGGGAAGAUCCCGAUCCGUUGGACAGCACCCGAAGCCAUCUCCUACCGCAAGUUCACCUCUGCCAGCGACGUCUGGAGCUACGGCAUCGUCAUGUGGGAGGUGAUGUCCUACGGCGAGCGGCCCUACUGGGAGCUCUCCAACCAUGAGGUGAUGAAGGCCAUCAACGAGGGCUUCCGCCUCCCGGCGCCGCUGGACUGUCCCUCGGCCAUCUACCAGCUGAUGAUGCAGUGCUGGCAGCAGGAGCGCUGCCGGCGCCCCAAAUUCCCCGACAUCGUCAGCAUCCUCGACAAACUCAUCCGCGCCCCCGACUCCCUCAAGGCACUGGCAGAUUUCGACCCCCGGGUGUCCAUCCGGCUGCCCAGCACCAGCGGCUCCGAGGGCGUCCCGUUCCGCUCGGUCCCGGAGUGGCUGGAGUCCAUCCGCAUGCCCCAGUACACCGAGACCUUCAUGGCCUCGGGCUACAGCACCAUCGAGAAGGUCCUGCAGAUGACCAGCGAGGACAUCAAGCGGAUCGGGGUGCGGCUGCCGGGCCACCAGAAGCGCAUUGCCUACAGCCUGCUGGGGCUGCAGGAGCAGGCAGGAGCUGGGGGGACCCCAGGCUGACCCCCCACCCCCAAAACUCCACA